Messenger RNA from Trichoderma reesei QM6a, 3012 nucleotides. RefSeq lists its product as uncharacterized. Gene Ontology annotation, cellular component: GID complex. The record is from RefSeq and is a predicted model, not a curated record. NCBI's taxonomy places the organism in Eukaryota, Fungi, Ascomycota, Sordariomycetes, Hypocreales, Hypocreaceae. Gene Ontology annotation, biological process: proteasome-mediated ubiquitin-dependent protein catabolic process. The transcript has 3 exons. Bases 1 to 3012 code for a protein of 1003 amino acids.
AUGGCGCGCCCCCAGACCUCACCGAUCCUGCCGCAGCUGCGGAACGCCACAACAUGCCCCGAGCAGUCGGCAGCUCUACAGGCGCUCAAGAAUGAAAUCGUCGGGCACCACCAAAAGAAGGAGACGUGGGCCAGCUUGGGCGUACUGGAACCCGUCGUCAAGACUCUAACGUCGGUUCGGCCUGCAGCCAAGGCGAACACUACAAAUAAGGAUGCCAGGCCACAGCCUUCUGAGCGCCGGACCCUUCCAGACGAAGACAAGGUGAGGCUGCAAGCCUUGCAGAUCAUCACGAGCUUUGCCAAGGGAGGUCCUCCUUUCCUACCACCCAUCCACUCCUCCCGAGCGCUCCCUGCAAUCCUCGCUUGUACAUCACCCAAUGCCAAUGCGCCUCAGAUCGUCGUUGCCGCUCUCAAGGCCGUCGCCAGCAUUGCAGAUGCGGCAGCUCUGGCACCGCCGUCGUCCCCUCUGGAUAUCCCAGCUCUUGCCGACACCAUCUUCACGUCGCCGUAUCACCUCGAGUCCCUGUGCCUUAUUCUUGCCACAACGUCAUCGAAUCACAUGCAGCAGACCCAGGUGGAGCUAGCUGCCAGCUUGAUAUCUCGCAUCUGCAGGGAGGAGCGGCACCAGCAGGCUCUGGUAAACUCUGGUGUUUUGGAUAUGCUCGCGUCGCGCUUGGCCAGCUUCGCCGUCAGCCAGGGCCAUGUUGUGCCGGGGGCCGAGGCGCAAGCCUAUAGCGACGGCUUAUACGAAGCCUUUCCCAAGGAAGCUCCGCAAGGAACCCAGAUCGGCCCCGUUCUCGGCGCCAUAGCGGCCAUCCUCGGAGACUCGAAAUACAGAGCAAUUCGGCUGAUUAACUCCCCGGCCAUUCUCGCCGUCUUUCCAAAUAUUGCAUUCGAGAUUAUCGGCGUGAGCGGCUCUCAAGUGCAGAAUCAGACGGCUAUGGAUCAUCUACUGCCCGCUCCCUUCUCCGCCGCUCCCAACCCUCCCCAAUCCCGCCACACAUCUUCCGUCAACACCCCAGAUCGCCCUGAAUCACGAACCCCGAGUCAAACGCCGGGGCCCAGAUUCGUCUCUCCCACUGCCUUGGAAGCGAGCCUCGAAAACGGCUCAUCCGAGGACAUUGAGAGCCCCUUCAUCCCCUGGCUGAUACUGCAGGCCAGGUCCCUGACCGGCUACGGGAGACUCAUGGCGGCCACAAUUGUUACUUCUCUCUUCAAAGCAGGUCUAGGGGUCAAGGAAGGGAGGGAAAACACCCUCGGCAUGCUCAUCGUGCCCAUCCUCAUUGACUUGAUUGCCAAGAAUGACAAGGAUGACACUGAGUCGCAAAGCUCCUUCGAUGAGACCCAGCAUCUCAUCCUGGAGCGGGCACCGGCAACAUUGGCCCGCCUCAUCACUGACAGCGAACGCCUCCAGAAGGCUGCGUACGACUGCGGUGCCGUCAAGACGUUGACCAAGCUUUUAAGACGCGCCUACCGCUCCGUGUCCAUCCCUGAGGCAGCCAAGUACUGGUCACCCCAACCUGAUACCGAUAUGGAAGUGGAAGGCCCGGCCAGCGCGACACGACUAGGCGAGGCCGGUCAAGACCCCCUGCUUUCUCAUCGUGUGCGGCUCAGGGAGUCAACGCUCAAAGCUAUUGGCGCUGUCGCUUCCGGAAAAGAAGAUUAUAGGAAAGCCCUGGUUGAUGAGGACUUCAUCCCUUAUGUGAUGGAGUCGCUCAAUGAGUACCCCAAGCGGCCUAAGCAGAUUAAGGAUCGACUCAAGGACAAGCCUACCCCGGAGUCUGAAGCGCAGCCCAGCGUCUCAUCGGCAUAUGGUGCCAACCCGCUGUCCGUCAUUGUUGCGGCCUGCCACGUUAUCAGGAUGCUUUCGCGAUCCAUUAGCAUCCUGCGGACGACUUUGGUUGACCACUCCGUUGCCAUGCCCAUUUUCAAAUUCCUGAAGCAUCCGGAUGUUGAUGUCCAGGUUGCGGCCACGGCUGCUAUCUGUAACCUGGUCUUGGAGGCCAGUCCAGUUCGUGAGCUCCUGGCUGAAAACGGCGUCAUGAAGAUCCUCUGCGAGCAUGCUCACUCUGAGAACCCUGCCCUGCGGCUCAAUGCUCUGUGGGCGCUCAAGCAUUUUGUCAUAGCCGUGAGCCCCGACGUCAAGCGAUCAUGCUUGGAACUGCUCGAUCCAGAGUGGCUAGUGCAGGUCAUUCACGACGACGGUCAAGAGGCUACCGCGUAUAGCACGCAGGCCAUGCAGGCGCUGGCCGACGAUGACGAGGAAAUGGAUGCAUCCCCAUCCGAGGAACAGGUACGGUGGAUGUUUGCGGCGAAUGGCAGCCUGCAAAAGCUGGAUGCUUCAAGAUCGACCAAGCUACGUCAAGCAGAAGACAAGCUCGCCAGCAUACGCGACUCCGAACUCGACUCGUCUAGGAAGUCCCGGAGCGACGACAUUGCGAUCCAAGAACAAGGCUUGGAGCUCAUUCGAAACCUGGUGGGCCUCGGCGUGGGUGCCUCGGCAGAAUCGCCGUAUGAUACCACCGAGAUGAUUGACUACCUCUUUAGGACCAUUGGACAAGAGCGGCUCUUUGAUAUCCUGGCCUCGAAACUGCGAGCCAGAGUGCUUCACCCUUUCUCUCGACGAACCCCAACCCCUGGACAGGAGACCAGGCUCAUCCACCCGCAUGCCAAGAUCAUCAUUCCAGUCAUCUAUAUCCUCGUCCACAUAGCUGCCAGCACGCUCCAGCACCGACAGCUCGUCAUGAGGCAGACGGACUUGCUUAGGCUGGUAUAUCAGCAGAUUAGCAACAGGGACAAGGAGGUCCGCGUUGCCGUCUGUCACCUCAUCAUCAAUCUUACCGGUCAGGAUGACGAGGGAGAGGGACAGGCUUGGUCGGUGAGGGCAACAGAGCUGAAGAAGCUGGGGUUCUACAACCGGAUGGAGCAUCUGAAGCACAAUGACAAGGACCUCGACGUGAGGGAGCGAGCCAGGACUGCGGUCUACCAGUUGGAGAGGGCGAUUGCAUUCUAG